Molecule: messenger RNA, 501 nt
Organism: Entrophospora sp. SA101
Lineage: Eukaryota; Fungi; Glomeromycota; Glomeromycetes; Entrophosporales; Entrophosporaceae
Source: the annotation of a GenBank genome assembly
AUGAAAGAUUGGUUACAAAACCCAACAGAACGUGAUAAAUAUUUUAUAGAAAGCAAAUCAGAAAGUUGUGGUGCAUUUUUCACCGACAAGUCACUACAAGUAUUUGGAAAAUAUUCUAAUGAAAUGCCAAUAAUGGAAUUUGGUUGUAAAAGUUCCAAAUAUACAACCACAGGUUUUAUAGGUCAAAAUCAACCAGAUUUUGCCUUAUUUAUAAGAAACAUUUGUGCUGUUUGUGGAGAAGAGAAAGGAGAAGUUGAAAAAGGAGAUCCUGCUAGGGAAUUGGUUGACAAAUUCAAUAAUUGGGAUUAUGGAGACAUUCCAUAUCUUUUUGGAUACUAUGCCAAUGCUACUGCUGUUACCUUUUGUGUCCUGUAUAUUAGUGAAAAAAAUCCCAUUAAUAUUAACAGUCAAAAGAUAAAGCAUCCAGAUAUUUGUAGUGAGAAACUUGCAGAAUUUGAUUUAAAUAGAUUAACACAGAUUCAAGCUAAUGAAUUUAAUUAA